AUGGAUCGCGGGGGAUCAGCGCUGCUCUUCGUCGUCCUCGUCGUGGCCGCAGGAUCCGGAGUGGAGGCCUCCGUCCACGUCUACAGCGGCGACACCUUCAGAGAGGUCGGUAACGCAUAUCUCCUCGCCGGCGGCAGCGAGGGCAUCGCCGCCUCUCGCGUGGGAAGCUCCGGCGACAACUCCGUGGCACCGGGAGUCCGUGAUGGCCGGGCAUUUAUCCGGUACUGGGCACAUCUCUCUCGCUCUGUGUCAUUCCUCUCGCUCAGUCACGCAACAACUGUACUAUGCUCAAAUUUGCACUGCAGGGACCGUGUGUUAGGUACUAAUUUUCAUGGAUGUUAUUGGAGGAAUCUAGAUCUGGGAUUUAUUUUUAGCAAUACGCCGGGGGAUGGGCGGUUUACGUGCGCCUUCCGCAUUUGUCCCCAACUUUAACCUCGUAUAUCGAUGGCGUGGCGUUUGUUAGUCUGGACCCUGGACGAAAACUUUCUUAAUGGAUUUGCAUAUUCGAUCUGAAAAGAAAAACAUAAUCAAACAACAUUGACGCAGAUUACCGAUGAAUUUUAAUUUCUUUCACGUUUCUCGAUAAAUAGAACGUCUUAUUGUAGUUCUUGACGAAACUUUUGUGCGUAUUCGAUUUUGCAAUCUUUUGAAGAGUCCUCUGUUGUCCUGUUUUUUAUUUUGCACUGAUCCUCUAGUAGGCGGAUUUAUCAUUCACUGAGCAUGAUGUCGGGAUAUAAUUUCCUUCUCUUUGCUGGAGAUACCUUGCUUUUAGAGAUUAUUGUGCCCUGUGAUCGUCAUAUCUGUAGUGUUUAUAUACUCGUUCAACAAUACAUCCAUAUAUUCUCAGUCAAACCUAGUUCGGUUUCAAUGUGAGGUUAAAAUGCAGUUACAAAAAGCAGCGCAUAUAGAUGUAAUUGCCUAAGUAUCUUAAUUUUUUUCAGGUUUGACCAGGUUACGUUUGGGAGGAGCGAGGAAGCAUCCUCGCAUUAUUCAAAUAUGGAACAUAGUUCGGGGUUGGUACAAGCCAUUCUAUUUGAAGCUGCUGAUCGGAACAAUAUUGGCGGGUCUGCAUAUGGGGGACAAAAGUCUAUAUGUUGCACCCCUGACCUUGCUAAGAUUGAGCGAUGCAAGGCUGGGGAGGUUUUGAGACGACCAUCUUCCGUGGAUUCAGCUUGGCCCUAUGUACUGAACACGUUCUUCAGAGCGAAUUACGCUUCAGCAAAGAUGGAGAGUGUGGAUGUAAAUAUCAGUAGGACUGGGAUGUAUAACCUUUUUUUUAUCAGUUGUGAUCCAAUGCUGAAGGGGCUAAAGAUGAGCGGGAAGACUAUCUGGAAGAACCCCACUGGUUAUUUGCCAGGGAGAAUGGCUCCACUCAUGACAUUUUACAUAUUCAUGUUACUGGCGUAUGUUGCGCUGAGCAUUGUCUGGUCUUCCCAAUGUGUCAAGUUUUGGAGAGACAUACUGCAGAUUCAAAACUACAUAAGCAUCGUUAUAGCUCUGGGGUUUUUUGAAAUGACUCUUUGGUACUUCGAAUACUUGAACUUCAAUAACACUGGUAAGAGGCCUGUCGGAAUCACUUUGUGUGUUGUAACAGUGGGAGCCUUAAGGAAAACUAUAUCGCGCCUUCUUAUUCUCACUGUAUCUAUGGGCUAUGGUGUGGUUCGGCCAACACUUGGAGGCCUUACCUCAAAGGUACUUCUCCUUGGCGUGACAUACUUUUUGGCAACUGAAGCUCUGGAUAUUGUAGAGAAUGUUGGAACGGUCAAUGAUAUCUCGGGCAAAGCAAGGCUUUUCCUUGUUCUUCCAGAUGCAUUCUUGGAUGCAUUUCUAAUACUAUGGAUUUUCACAUCUCUGUCUCGUACACUUGAGAAGUUGCAGGUAAAUCAGUUUGUCCUUUUUUAGACAGUGUGUGGCCGGAAAGUUAACACCAUAGCUUUCUAGAUCAGUUUUCCUUCCUCAGUUUAUAGACUAUAGUUGCUGUUGCUUGUUCCUUUUUGCCAUCUUAUUUUGUAUGUAUAGGCAUUAUAUUCUGACUUAUUCAUUUGCUUUUGUUAAUCUCAGGCAAGGAGGAGUUCUGCUAAGCUAGAUAUCUAUAGAAAAUUUACCAAUGCUCUGGCAGUGUCUGUUAUUGCUUCCGUUGCUUGGAUUGGAUAUGAGGUAAAUGAUUCUUAUGUUCAUCUUUUAGUUUUAUUUGGUUGAUGAUGAUUCUGUGUUGUAACCAAAAAGUCCUUCAAUUCGUAUUUCCCUUAAAAAAUCUAAUUGUUAUAAAAUGUUUUUUAUUAUGAGCGAGCAUUCUUUCUAUCACUCCGUGUUACUGUCCACUUAAGACCAUUUUUUGACAAAUCAUUCCUGUUUAGGACAACGAUGUUGGUGGCGAGACACCUAUCUCAAUACGUACUGGGAGAGAAAAAAAAAUCAAUAAAUGCUAACUACACCCUGUCACUCAUAAGAUGAAAAGGGAUAAAAACAUGGAUCAACAUGUAACAUAGAAAUAACCAUGAAUAAGUGAUCCUGGACCAACAAGUAUUGAGUUUAAGCGUCUGAUACUAGGAUUCAAGAUCACAACCAACCUUUUUCCCCUGGGCCCCAACAAUUACGCCGAAAUUGGCCCCCCCUUGAGUUAAGUCGUGCCGUUAAACAAUUACACAGAAAUUCAAGAUCCUUUGAGAAUGAGACCAUGACAAUCCUCUAGCUGUCGAUUGCAGACAGGUAGAGACCUAUAAGAUUUGAAGCAUCGGAUCAACACCACUCGCAACAACAGUGGUGUCUGUCAUAGCAGCAGCAUGUGAUAGCUACUCCUAUAAUUCGGUAGAUUACCCAUUUAUGGGAGGGUGUACGAGAAAACCCUUGGUCUCCUGUCCCAUUAGUCAAAAUGCUGAAUACUUCAGGGCUAAAACCACAACACUGGAUAGAGGUAAGAGCCCCUUGAUCUUGACUGUGGACCAAGGGUAAGCCUCCGGUUCUUUUGCAGGAACACCUUCCAGGGUCACAAGCCGCGACAUUGCCAACCUUAGACGUAUAUUCUACCACACAGCUUGUCACAACGACUGUAGGGUACCAGCUAUGUCCUCUGUGAUGCCCUUUUAAGGAGCUUUUGAGAGGUUGUGAUAUUGACAUCAGUUUUCCAUUUGGCAAGUGUAAAAUAGCUUUCAAACAGUAUAUGACUUGUGACGAUGAACCUGUUUGUGACGGAUGUCUUCCCACAAAUGACGAUCAGGAUCUAAAUGAUUAUAUGACUAUGCAGCCAUUUUAUUUCUCGUUGUGCUAAGAGGAUGCCAGCCCAUCCUGCAUGCCGAUGAGAGAAGAACGCCGCUUUACAUCUGGGCUUGAUUUACGCUUAGCAUUUACAACAAAACCCAUUUACAACACUAAUAUGUGGAUUAUAUAAGAAGAAAAAGCAAUUCAUUGAUGAUCCUAAAUUCUUCAUUCGAUUCUUCCAAUGCCAGGGACAAAAAUAUUUCAUAUGAGAUUCCCAACUGAAGAUGCUGACAAUCCAAAUUCAAUAUUUUGGGAAUGCUUAGUAUACUACUUUCAAAGAGGAUGUUGGUAUCUUUGAAACGAACGACCUUAUAAAUUGAAUCUGGCUGUAUAGUCUAGAUAUUUGUACAACCCCCAGACAUUCACAAGCUCCCUGUUCUUUAGCAGAAACCUCUGGGAAUAUCUUUGCUUCUUUGGGGCAGUGUACCUUGAGUUUCCUUCACGGAUAGACCACUCUCAUUUUCUGCUGUUCUGACUACUCCUUUAGAACCAAGGCCAUAUUUCGACGUUUCUGAUUGCCCAUAAGUGCUAGAUUUGUGGGUAAGGUUGCAGGUCUAGAUAUACCCAAAGUUCAAAAAUCAUGAAAGGGAAAAUUAGUAUCAACUUCUUGUUUCUCUAUGACACGGAACGUUGUAGAGGAAAAUGAAUUAUGACGAGCUGAAUAUGAAGGGUUUUAUGACAAUCUUUCAUUGCACUUGAUUGACAGAAGGCUGGACUUGGUGGUGCAGAGUUUCCCUGGUUUUAUGAUAUGCAUCUAUUGGUGUAGAACACACCUUGCAGAUAGUUCCAAACACGGUUGGGUAAUAUCCUUAGAUUGCCAUCUUAUGAGUUCUCCUUCGACCCAGGCACAAUCUGCAAGCAAUUAGUUGGCUAGGCAAUUGAAUUUAAACAACAGUGUGUGGCUUUAUAACUUUCCCAUGGUUUCCCCUUCCCUAUCCUUGUCCAUCUUCUUUUCCUCAGUUACUUCAUGUUUCUCUGCUUCCCUUUCUUUUUCCAUUUUCAGUAAAUAAAUUCAGUCCCAAGUUGCUUAACUUCCUGUGCCUUUUGUUCUGAUGUCACGACUAAUCUUUCCACAUUUUGCCUUCAUAGACAUAGUCAUAGAUCGCAACACAUCGUGAUGCUUGCAGGUUGUUUGGCUGAGUAUCCAUCCUGAUCUUUGCCUUUUGACCCCCUUUUGCAUCCAUUGUUUUCUUUAUUCUUUUUUCCAUCAGUUGACCUACAAUCCUUUUAUCUUCUUUUUUCCUGUACCUUUAUUUUUCUUUUUGUUGAUUUUAAAAUAUUUUUUCUGCUUGAUUUUGCUCACAUAGCAAAGAGGCCUCAAUGAUGAGAGAUUUCGGCCUAGCUGUUCUAACUCGGGCAAAAUUCAACAGCAUUCUCCCAUGAUUGGGAAGCGAUUCUUGGCCUCUGAGCGAAUUACCUCUCUCUAUGCUUAUAUGCAACCAGAUAUUUAUAUAUGUAUUUACAUAUAUUCCUUUCGAUGGAUGGAAAUUAUAUUUACAUAAUCCCACAUCGAUUUAUUAUAGUUUCAAGUAUCGUAUUUAUGAGCCGAUAUGAUAUCUCUUCGAUGGAAUGAGGGCAUGUUCAGACUGGCCAUGAUGAAAGAAUGUUAAUGCAUUUUUUGACUAAUGUCCAAUCUGAAAUAUUCUCAAUGUUGUAGGUUUAUUUCAAAGCGACGGAUGUUUUCAGUGAGAGGUGGCAGAGCGCGUGGAUCAUCACCGCCUUCUGGGACAUUCUUGCCUUUGCUGUGCUCUGCGUGAUCUGCUAUCUCUGGGCUCCGUCUCAGAGUUCUCGAAGGUUCUGCUCUCAAAACCUUCCAUACUUGGCAACCUGUCGAAUAAAAGCUCAUAAUCACGAAACGCAAUAUAGUUAUCACACACCGAUAGCAUACUAUUUUAUGCAUCUUAUUUUAGUGAGUUAGUUUAUGAAUAUAUUUAUUAAAUCCAAAUGAUAUGCGUUUAUUUUCAAGAUUUUGCAUAUAUUAUUCAGUAAUUUAGGUCAACGGAGGGAUCGUUUAAGGGUUUUUACUGUAGCGAGGAAAUUUAUGAAUAUAUUUAUUAAAUCUGAAUGAUAUACCUCUAUUUUCAAGAUUGUGCCUAUAUCAUUCAGUAAUUUAGGUCAACGGGCUUUUGAAUCUUUGAAACAGAUACGCCUAUUCAGAUGAAUUAGGAGAAGAUGCCGACGAUGAGGAGGCACAGUCGUUGACUCAAUCAUUGCCCGAGGCAGAGAUCGGGAUGGUCAAGCAGGAGAAGAGAGAGGUCAACUCCAAUGAUAGGGACGUCUUCACUCUGGAGGAUGAACCCGAAGAGGACAAGAGGGAGUGA
Spirodela intermedia is the source of this 5579-nucleotide messenger RNA. NCBI's taxonomy places the organism in Eukaryota, Viridiplantae, Streptophyta, Magnoliopsida, Alismatales, Araceae. The record is from the annotation of a GenBank genome assembly.